Messenger RNA from Rattus rattus (black rat), 2215 nucleotides. RefSeq names its product forkhead box D1 (gene Foxd1). The transcript has a single exon. Gene Ontology annotation, molecular function: DNA-binding transcription factor activity, RNA polymerase II-specific; RNA polymerase II cis-regulatory region sequence-specific DNA binding. Lineage: Eukaryota; Metazoa; Chordata; Mammalia; Rodentia; Muridae. Gene Ontology annotation, biological process: cell differentiation; anatomical structure morphogenesis; regulation of transcription by RNA polymerase II. The record is from RefSeq and is a predicted model, not a curated record.
ACCGCGCGCAGCCGGGCUCGUCAAGUAGCGGCUCGGAGCGGCCCCAGCCGCCCGUCGCAGCGUGGCGUCCUCGCUCCGGGUCCGCCGCUCCGGGGUCGGCCUGGGGAGGCCAGAGAGCCGGGAGCCCGGUGCCCCUAUGUGCCGCCGCGCCACCGCGCCGCCCCAGCUAUGACCCUGAGCACAGAGAUGUCCGAUGCCUCCGGCCUCGCCGAGGACACAGACAUCGACGUGGUGGGGGAGGGCGAGGACGAAGAGGAGGAAGAGGACGAUGACGACGAGGGCGGCGGCGGGUCCCGGUUGCCCAGCUCGGCCCAGCGGCGGCGGCGCUCCUACGCCGGGGAGGACGAGCUCGAGGACCUGGAGGAAGAGGAGGACGACGAAGACCUGCUGCUGGCCUCGCGGCCUGCCGCGUCCCCCGCGCCUCCGGGUCCUGCGCCCGCCCCGGGGACCGGAUCGGGCGGCUGCAGCGGCGCGGGAGCGGGAGGCGGCGCGGGAGGUGGCGUGGGCGCGGGCGCGGGCACGGGUGGGGGCGGGAGCGCCAAGAACCCGCUGGUGUAGCCGCCCUACUCGUACAUCGCGCUCAUCACCAUGGCCAUCCUGCAGAGCCCCAAGAAGCGCCUGACGCUCAGCGAGAUCUGCGAGUUCAUCAGCGGUCGCUUCCUUACUACCGGGAGAAGUUCCCCUGCCUGGCAGAACAGCAUCCGUCACAACCUGUCGCUCAACGACUGCUUCGUCAAGAUCCCGCGCGAGCCCGGCAACCCGGGCAAGGGCAACUACUGGACGCUCGACCCGGAGUCCGCAGACAUGUUCGACAACGGCAGCUUCCUGCGGCGCCGCAAGCGCUUCGGCGCCAGCCGUUGCUCGCCCCCCCACGCGGCGGCCGAGGCGCUGCUGCUGCGCGGUGCGGGGCCGGCGGCGAGCGCAGGGGACCCUGGGCGCCGCGCUCUUCCCGCCGCCGCCCCGCCGCCCGCCUGCGGCUACGGAGCCUACGGCUGCGUUUACGGCCUGCAGCUGCCGCCCUGCGCGCCGCCCUCCGCGCUCUUCGCUGCCGCCGCCGCCGCAGCCGCUGCCGCCUUCCACCUGCACUCACCCCCGCCGCCGCCGCCGCCGCCUCCUCCCGGCGCGGCCGCCGAGCUGGCGCGGACCGCCUUCGGCUACCGGCCGCAUGCGCUGGCCGCUGCCCUGCCCGGCCCGUUGCAGGCGGCCGCAGUCAAGGCGGGAGGCCCGGGCACCGCAGCGCUCGCACGCUCGCCCUUCUCCAUUGAGAGCCUCAUCGGGCGCACUCGGGGUCCGGCGACCGCCGGUGCGCACGCCUCGCCUGGGGCCACCAGCGGGACCGCACCGGGCCCCGGGGGCGGAGGCUGCGCGGUGCAAGCGGCUGCGGGUCCCGCCGUCGCGCUCACCCGCUCGCUCGUGGUCGCCGCCGCGGCUGCUGCCUCCUCCGUGUCGUCGUCCGCCGCGCUGGGUACUCUGCACCAAGGGACUGCGCUGUCCAGUGUGGAGAACUUUACUGCUAGGAUUUCCAAUUGUUAGAAACGCGCGGGAGAGAGCGAAGGUAGGACCCCGGCUCCUUUCUACGGAUGGGGGGUUGGUUUUGUUCGCCCCUCCCGGCCCUCGGCGACCUCGCGCCCCCAUUUUCGCCACUUCGGAUUCUUGGACCAGACCGUGUUGGGCGACAGCGGGGGCGCCCGGCAGUUUGGCUCAGAGGGUCAUCUAUUUAUGCAAAAUCGCCCUAUGCUGCAACCCUGACUUGGGGUGGGAGAGAGGGGAGUCGCCCUGUCUUGGCACUAGGAGCUUCCUUGACUUUUGAAAAAUUGAGAAAAACCAAGCAAAAUCAUCAAAACCAAGCCUUUUUGAAGUAUAGAGAUUCUCAGGUCCAGGCGUUAAAAAUAAAAUCAGUACUGUUUAAAUGCAGCUUAUGCAAAACCAGCAAAGGUCUCCAAGAAACGCCUUUAUUUGCUCACACAUGUUUGGUAUACUUUUUCAUGGAAAGGAAAAAAUGAUUAACAUGUUUACACAAGAAACAAGUCGAAACUUAUCAUUUCCUAUUUUUAACCUGUGUUUUGUAUCAUAAUGGACAUGCGGAAUUUUUAUUUUGUACUUACUACGUAUUCUUUGCAAGGAGUAUUGUAAAUUUUACUGGCAAUUAUUAUUGUACUAUUCUAAUGUAAGAUUUUUACGCGGUUUUCCAGAAAUAAAAUGCUUAAUUUUCAAA